CUGUAUGAGGUGGAAACCUAGAGAACUAUGAAAGUCAUCAUUCAGAAGAUACACGUGUUUAUUAACAGCUGUCUACGCAAAAUACUUCGGAUCCGUUGGCCAGACACUAUUAGCAACAACCUACAGUGGGAGAGAACAAACCAGAUCCCCGCGGAGGAAGAAACUCUGGAAGUGGAUAGGACAUACAUUGAGGAAAUCACUCAACUGCGUCACAAGGCAAACCCUCACUUGGAAUCUUCAAGUUCAAAGGAGGAAAGGAAGACCAAAGAACAUAUUACGCUGAGAAACGGAGACAGAUAUGAAAAGAAUGAACAACAAUAUGGUAAUGGAUAUUAUACUGAAUUACUACAAAACACAUAUUCUAUAUUAUACAGAAAAAAUUUCAUAAUGAAUUAGUAAAACGAAUAUUAUAAUGAAUAAACUUCAUAGAGCAUUAUUAUUAAGCCGAAAU
This is a messenger RNA of Schistosoma guineensis, 451 nucleotides long. The record is from the annotation of a GenBank genome assembly. NCBI's taxonomy places the organism in Eukaryota, Metazoa, Platyhelminthes, Trematoda, Strigeidida, Schistosomatidae.